Messenger RNA from Telopea speciosissima, 2242 nucleotides. Its product is annotated as trifunctional UDP-glucose 4,6-dehydratase/UDP-4-keto-6-deoxy-D-glucose 3,5-epimerase/UDP-4-keto-L-rhamnose-reductase RHM1-like. NCBI's taxonomy places the organism in Eukaryota, Viridiplantae, Streptophyta, Magnoliopsida, Proteales, Proteaceae. Gene Ontology annotation, molecular function: dTDP-glucose 4,6-dehydratase activity. The record is from RefSeq and is a predicted model, not a curated record. The transcript has 3 exons. Gene Ontology annotation, biological process: nucleotide-sugar metabolic process. Bases 148 to 2136 code for a protein of 662 amino acids.
UUUGAAUCUUCCUCUAAGCAUCAUCAACCUUCUGGAAACUCUAUACAUCUUUUCUUCCUCCACUCUCUCCUUCAACCAUUAAUUAAUUAAGUUAUCUCCAACCUGCAAGUGGAUUUCACAAUCUGUAAGAAGAAAAGGAGAGGAAGGAUGACAGGUCCACCAGAUAAAUACAUUCCAAAGAACAUCUUGAUAACAGGUGCAGCAGGGUUCAUUGCCUCACAUGUAACAAAUCGUCUCAUCAAGAACUACCCUGACUACAAAAUUGUUGCCCUUGACAAGCUUGAUUAUUGUUCUAGCCUCAAGAACCUCAUCCCUUCACGAUCCUCGCCCAAUUUCAAGUUCGUCAAGGGUGAUAUCGCCAGUGCUGACCUUGUUAAUCACCUCUUGAUUGCCGAAGAUAUCGACACUAUAAUGCACUUUGCUGCACAGACCCAUGUGGACAAUUCCUUUGGUAACUCAUUUGAAUUCACUACUAAUAACAUCUAUUGCACCCAUGUCCUCCUUGAGGCUUGCAAAGUUACUGGUCUGAUCAAGAGGUUUAUCCAUGUAAGUACUGAUGAGGUUUAUGGUGAAUCCGACAUGGAGAGCGACAUUGGCAACCCUGAGGCUUCCCAACUCCUCCCAACUAAUCCUUAUUCAGCUACCAAGGCUGGAGCAGAGAUGUUGGUCAUGGCUUAUCGCAGAUCUUAUGGUCUUCCCACAAUUACUACAAGAGGCAACAAUGUCUAUGGCCCAAACCAAUUCCCCGAGAAGCUUAUCCCCAAAUUCAUCCUCCUUGCAAUGAAGGGUCAACCAUUGCCUAUUCAUGGUGAUGGUUCAAAUGUGAGGAGCUACUUGUACUGUGAGGAUGUUGCUGAGGCAUUUGAAGUAGUGCUCCACAAAGGUGUCCUUGGGCAUGUGUAUAAUAUUGGCACCCAAAAGGAAAGGAGAGUGCUUGAUGUGGCCGAGGAUGUCUGCAAUCUUAUCGGAUUGAAUGCUAGAGAAGUUAUAAAGUUUGUCCACGAUCGGCCUUUCAAUGACAAGCGAUACUUCUUGGAUGAUCAAAAACUGAAGAAGCUAGGAUGGGAGGAAAGGACCACUUGGGAAAAAGGACUAAAGAUGACAAUGGAUUGGUACACUAAACACCCUGACUGGUGGGGUGAUGUGAAUGGUGCUCUUCUCCCUCACCCAAGAACCUUAGUGAUGGGGUUUUCAGAUGAGGAUGCUUACUUUGCCCAAUAUGGUUAUAAAAAAGAGUCAAAUGGUACCACUACUGGAGAAGGGCAUGGAUCAACAGGUUUGAAAUUCUUAAUAUAUGGAAGGACAGGUUGGAUAGGGGGAUUAAUAGGAGGACUCUGUAAGAAUAAAGGUAUAGAAUAUGAGUAUGGUAGGGGAAGGCUGGAAGAUAGAAAAUCAAUCAUGGAGGAUCUAAGAAGAGUAAGGCCUACUCAUGUGUUUAACGCAGCGGGCGUGACAGGCAGGCCCAAUGUAGAUUGGUGCGAAUCACACAAAGUUGAGACAAUCAAGACCAAUGUGGUGGGAACACUUACAUUGGCUGAUGCUUGUAAAGACCAAGGACUUCUGAUGAUGAACUUUGCUACAGGUUGCAUAUUUGAGUAUGACAAUGAGCAUCCAGAAGGGUCAGGUAUUGGAUUUAAGGAAGAGGACAAGCCAAAUUUCAUUGGUUCUUUCUAUUCCAAGACCAAGGCCAUGGUGGAAGAGCUCUUGAAAGAAUACGAGAAUGUUUGCACCCUCAGGGUUCGCAUGCCAAUCUCCUCUGAUCUUACUAAUCCAAGGAACUUCAUCACCAAGAUCACUCGCUACAACAAAGUUGUUAACAUACCAAACAGCAUGACAGUGUUAGAUGAGCUCAUACCAAUCUCAAUUGAAAUGGCAAAGAGUAAUUGCAGAGGAAUUUGGAAUUUCACAAAUCCAAGUGUAGUAAGUCACAAUGAGAUAUUAGAGAUGUAUAGGGAUUACAUAGAUCCCAAUUUCAAGUGGGAAAACUUUGAUUUGGAAGAACAAGCCAAGGUGAUAGUGGCACCAAGGAGUAACAAUGAGUUGGAUGCUUCUAAACUACAAAAAGAGUUUCCUGAAUUGUUGUCAAUCAAAGAUUCAAUCAUCAAGUAUGUCUUUGAACCUAAUAAGAAGACUUGAGUCUUUAUGGUUACUUGAAUUAAUUAAAGAGGCCAGAAAAUCCAUCUUCUGGUGGUAGAUGUGAUUGCAACUAUAACUUUAUUCUUUCUAUAUUUGUCAUUUAUAU